This is a messenger RNA of Eleginops maclovinus (Patagonian blennie), 3146 nucleotides long. It is a transcript of the gene tmem229b, whose product is annotated as transmembrane protein 229B. The transcript has 2 exons. Lineage: Eukaryota; Metazoa; Chordata; Actinopteri; Perciformes; Eleginopidae. Bases 282 to 827 code for a protein of 181 amino acids. The record is from RefSeq and is a predicted model, not a curated record.
GCAAGAAGUGCGUGAGUCUGUCUGAGCAUGUGCUGCUGCUGCUGGUGCUGCUGCAGUGAAGUAAAAUGUGUCAAUUUCCACCGGACAGCAGAGACACGGUGAAGGAAGGAAAAGUCGGGGACACCAGACGAGCUGCAGACCAACACCGCGACAUCUUGGACUAUCUCCCCCGGUGGAUGUGUAUGAUCCGCCGGCUUGAAUUCUGAGGGAGACACCGUACAACUCAAAGACCUGCCACGUGUUAUAACAGAUAGAACAUCUGUGUGAAAGCAAGAGUAAGGAUGGUGACCGUGGCGACCCCCGAGACUCCCGUCCCUCUCACAGCUCUGUCCCGCUGGUACCUCUACGCCAUCCACGGCUACUUCUGCGAGGUCAUGUUCACCGCCGCCUGGGAGUUUGUGGUCAACUGCAACUGGAAAUUCCCGGGUGUGACCAGCGUGUGGGCGCUCUUCAUUUACGGCACCUGCAUCCUCAUCGUGGAGCAGAUGUACCUGCAGCUGCGCGGCCGCUGCCCUGUGCUGCUGCGCUGCAUCAUCUACACCUUAUGGACGUACAUGUGGGAGUUUGGCACGGGGCUGCUGCUGCGACAGUUCAACGCCUGCCCCUGGGACUACUCCGAGUUUCGCUACAACUUCAAGGGACUGAUCACGGCCGAGUAUGCCGUGCCCUGGUUCUGUGCCUCCUUCAUAGUGGAGCGCUUUGUCAUCCGCAAAACACUGCGGCUGCGAUUCCACCAGGGGCCCGAGGACGGCUGGUCAGGUGGAGGUGGAGGGAGGAGGAGCAGAGGGACGGAAAAUGACGCUAAUGGGCACUUUAAAGGAGAGUGAAUGAAGGACUUACAGAAUCUGAUCGCCUCGCCCAUUAACUGUGAGGGGUGCAGACACACACACUGCUGUGUACUCUGGGCUGGUGUGCAGAGGUGUAUCAGAACAGAAAUACAACAAACUAACUCCUCAUUCUCUCUGCUGUCUACAAGGACAUGCUGCUGCUGCAUCCCAUAACCCACACACAUAUUUCCAUGUGGGGGUGACCUUAAGGAGAUCAAGGUCUUAAAUGACCCAGAUUACACACUUUCAAUAUCUCCUGUCCCACAGACUGCAAAGAACCUCUAAAUAAAAAAAACACUGUUGCAAAGAUUAGAGUUAUCAUCCGGCGAGGGAACACAUUCAAGAACAAUACUUUUGUCUUUCUAGGGCAUAUCAGUCUGAAAGCAGAACGCUUGCUGCAUAGUAUCCUAAUAAAAAGUAGCUACGGCUGUAACACGUUCUUUUUAAAAUGAACAUAUUGUACCUUUAGUAUUAUUCAAAGUACUGUAGUAAUGUAGCUACAUAAAGCUCUAUAAGAACAAACCCUAGAGUGUCAUGAAGAAUGUUUUAGUGAAUAUCGACAAUGCCUGGGGAGAAAAUGCAUGAAAAAAGUUGUCUUCCAAUAUAAUAUACAUUUUUAGAAUGUCAUACUGUACCUCAGUCUGCUGUGUGUGUGUGUGGGAAGUAGAGCCGGUUGACCACAGAUCAGUUCCUGGUUGUUUAUGUCUUGAAAGCAUGUUGGAAUCUCCUCGAACAAGGCACUGAAACCCAAACUGUUCCCGGUGAGCAGCAUCACGACCCUGCAUGGCAGUAUGAAUGGGUGUGUGUUUAGGCUAAUGUGAGGUAUUUCUAGGCACUAAAAUGAUGCAGUCCAUUCGCCAUAAUAGCAGGGGCGUUUUUUAUUUUAUUUGAAAUGAUUAUGAGUCAUGAGCAGCAGCAUAAAGCACCAAAGAAAAGGUUUUCAUGUCUGGAUGUCCAAUUGUCAUUCUGUGAAACAAUUGUGUUGUUUUUUUCUCAUGCUGGCUGCCACCUUUAACAAAAGCGUUUGCCCAUUGAUGAAGUAGCAAUAGUACAUUUUGAGUGACACACUAAGACAAUUUUUCACGGUUGCUAGAUUUUAGUUUUUCCAAUUUAAGAACAAAUGUCCCAUUCACAAGUUUUCCCCCUCAAAGUGUUGUUUACUACCCCCAUUCUUUUUAAUAUUAUUAUAUAAUAGUUAGUUGGGUGAAAGACAUGUGUGUGAGGAAAUAUGCAGCCGUGUGGUUUUUUCUUUUUUACUUAAUUAAUUGAAGAAAACCCUCUUUUUUUUGCAUAUAUUCUAAUUUGCUGCUCAUGUAUUUGUAACAUAAUGAUCUGUGACUCUCAAUCAAUUUGGUUUCCUUGGUGAGCAAGGAACUUUGUGAUAUUUUACCUGAAACGACAACCCACAAAUGCAACGGUUUAUCCAUGAUAUGAUGAAAGUACUCUGAAUGCUCCAAAUAAACUCAACCACACAGAGAUUAUAAACAUAAGAUUAUAAAAGCAACCCUAGAUCAACUGUAACUGGAUUUUUGACUUUAAAGUCAAACAAAUAAAGUAAAACGGGUACUAAACUCUUUUCACAUGGCAUCCAAGAUACCAAGGGAUUGAAAUUACACAUUCAUUUGAAAUGUGUUUGCUUAUUCACUAUUUAUAUUACUGAGUCAAGCCUAACAUUUAGUGUAGACAAUAGUUACAUAAUUCAAAUUCAGCUUUUCCCCGAAUCCUCGCCUCCACAACACAACUGGACGUGGCUGGAUGGUGGCUUAAGUGGAUGGAGGGUUGUGGCUGCAGUGGCAUGCAACGUUUUCCCCCCUCACUGUCUCCCCUGCAAGUCCAGAGGGUGCGUGGCAGGAGGCUGUAAACACGUGACAAAGUGCUGCCACCCUGUGGACACUCGAAAAGGCAGCUGUGUGAAGUAUCCUUAAUAGGUUAAAAAAAAAAAGGAUUUCAUUGUAUAGUUGUGUUAUUAUUAUUUAUAUAUGUAUAUGAUUUUGUUUGUCAUACAUUUAUCAAAAGGCCUAAAAGCAAUAAAGGGUUCUGACCCAGCUAUGAUUUCUUAGCUGCAGGCCCUUCACUUUUCUCUUAAAAAAUCUAAUAAACUACAUUUUGAUGACUGACUGAUAUGCAGCUAAAAUCUCUAUCUACUUGUACUGUAUUUAUGUAUUCCUGCUUAUAGUGGAUGUGCAUGUACCGUUAUAAACUUCUGUUCUGGUAUUUUUACCUUAAAGCUAUGUGUCCAAUUCUUCCUCCAAACUGGUAUUAUCAAAACACAAACAAAUAAUGCUCACAAUUUGUUCUGUCUGUCUGUCUGUCUGUCUG